AUGCCUCGUGGGAAGACGGACCCCGUCCUGCUGUCCCACGCUGAGCUGCCCGUCACCGAUGGCGAGGGUCCCCGCGGCAGCUGCGAGGGCCGGAGGUCCACGUCGGAGGAGGAAGGCCACCUCCCCGGCCUCCCCCGCGACGACCUCACCAAGAGCAUGUCAGGCUCCUCCGUCUCCUCCUACCACUCUGCCCUGUGCUCCGAGGGGACCGAGACCUUCAAGGACUGCCUGGAGUUUCUGGACGAGGAGGCGCCGGUGCCCAGGGACGCGGGGCAGAGGGGCAGCCGUGCAGAGGGGGCUGCCCCGGGACGCUGGGCAGUGACGGAGGCCCCCAGCGUCCCCCCGCCGCCCGUCCCCCUCGCCCGCCCGCAGCAGGCUCAGCUGUCCGUCGCGGCUAAGAAUAGCUCAGCGCUGGGGCAGGGGGGCAGGAUGGGUCCCCUCGGCGGGGACCGGCAGCCUGCCACCGUUGCCACUACCGCCAGCAGAGAGCUGCCUCUGCCCCGGCCGCCCGGGGGGAUGCUCGGAGGGGCACCCAGCGAUUCGGACGAGGCGGACGGCGAGGUACGGGCACUGACAGCCAGGGCUUUCCGCAGCCUCUCAGGUCUCCCCGGUGCCCACCUCGACAUGUACAGCUCCCACACCUCCUCCAGCCUCUCCAACUCGCUGUCGGAGGACGGCGGGCGGCCACGGCGGAGGCCAGUGGACAGCGGCGAAGCUCGGGGCACGGUGGCAGCCCUCCACGGUAGGGUGGGAUGGCCCUUCCCCGCCAGCGUGGACGGGGAGCUGCUGGGCUUGCUGGGGAAGGAGCAGUUCGAGUGUGUGGACGUGGAGCUGGAGAGCGGGGAGAACAGGAAGGGCCACUGCAAGAAGAGGACCGUACCCAAGCGCCAGAUCCUGCUGAAGAGGAAGGAGAGGAAGGAGACAAGUUUUGGCCCGAGGGGGGACAUCUCGGUCCCCCAACCUCUGCCCCCCACCAGGAAGGAGCCCCUUAGCAAGGGCAGGGCCGUCGGAGAGGACUUCAGGCUCAACUACAAGCAGUUCAUGAAGACAGCGUCCCUGGACACCAGCGCUGACAAGACCAGAGCAGCCUCUAGCCUGGUGAAAAACGUCCUCGCCAAGAAGAUGCAGUACGAGCAGAUGAUCAAGAUGGAGCAGAAGGGACUGCGGGGCAGCUCGACCUCCUCGGGGCCGUCCUCCACUGGCACCGACCUGCUAGGGGAUGGCCUGGAGGGCAAGUCCAGCUCACUCUCCCGCUCAGACUGCAGCUUCUCAGCCGAAGACUUACGGGGCAGUGGGAUGCUGGCAGCUACGGUGGACACAGUGACGGUGGGGGACACCACCACGCAUCCCGCCAGGGGGGUGGUGCUGAGUGAGGCGAUGAGGGAGAACGUCUGCAAGCUGAAAAAAACCUUCAACGAACUCAACGAGAGGAUGAAGUAUCAGGAGGUGCUGGAGGGCCACCGGCUGCCUGACGCUGAUGAGGAGCCCGAGUCGGAGAGGACUCGCUACCGGCGAGCACGAGCCUUGUUUGAAACCCACUGUGGGGUGGGGAAGGCGCUGGAUGUUGCCCCCAGAUUUGAGAGGGUGCCAAAGCCCUGGCCCAGCUUGAGGGAGCGAGCCAUCUGCCCCAGCCACCCCCAGCCCCGCCGCUGCGAGCCCAACAGCCGGGCGCUCCCCGCCAUGCCAUCACGCCACCUCUUCACCUCCCGGGCGCAGGACGUGAAGCUGCUGCCACAGAGCCAGCAGGAGGAGAAGCCACCAGUGGUGUCCCACCAGCUGCCCGGCCCUGGCUCCCCAACCCGCGGGUGCCCACCAGCCAUUCCCCCUAAGCCAAAGGAGAAGGGGAAGGUCUGCAUCCCGCAGCCCCGGGACGUGCGCAAGCUGGUGAAGAACAGCUACAGCCUCUGCUUCGGGACUGCCAGCACAUCCCGUGGCACAUCCCGUGGCACCGUGGCACCAGCAAGCAGUGGGGAGCCACCCCCAGCCGCCCCGCUUGUCAUCCACUGCACUUCGGUCCGACGCCAGGAGCCUGUGGCAGAGCCUGGGGAUGAGGAGGGGCUGGCAGCCACCAGCCAAGAGCCAGCCCCGGCGUGUGCCGAGGGACCCACGAAGCUCACCAGCAGCCAGCCCUUGCUCACUCAGGGCUCCCCUGUCCACAUCACGAGGGUCCAGGCCACACGGAGAGGGGUGACCGCUGCGGAGGGGCCGCCGACAUCACCCCCACACCGAGAGCGGAGCGAACUCAGGGUGCCACCACGGGCACCGGCAGCCGAGGGCGUGCCACACGUGGAGACACACCUCCACGUCCUUGUGGGCCGGAGGUCCCCGGCCAGCGCUUCUUUGGGGACCUCUGCAGUCCCCAGCCCGGAGGCGGCCAGGGAGGGCUCCCCGGCUCAGAGCACUGCGGUGCUGCGGACGGAGAAGACCGUUCUCCUCCCACCAUCGCCAUCGAGUCCCACGGAGGGGAAGGAGGGACGUAGCCAUGGUGGCACAAGAGCGCUCCAAGGGGCUGAGGAGCUUGAGUCAACGGUGCAUCAGCAUGGCAGCAGAGACAGCAGGAACCCCCACGCUGGACCCCCGGCUGGCGACGUCGUGCACCCACAGCCUGCACAUCCAGGAGCAAGAAGAGCACCAGAGCCACUCACAAGAGAGCAGAGGCAGAAGCAGCCAGUCAGCCAGCCGGUGUCAGCAGGGAGUGGUGGCUUUGCUGUUGGCCCUGGCCCUGCUGCCCCAUUUGGAGCUGGGGAGGGUGGUAAAGGUGCCUCUGGCCAGCUGCCGGAGCAGAGGGAGGCCUGGGAGCAUUUACCCAAAUGGCAGGCGGUCACUGAGCCACAGCUGCCUCCUGCCCCAGCAGACACCUCCAACUACUUGGCAAUUCCUGUGAAAGCCCCCAGAUCCUCUCCCAUGCCAAAGCUGCCCUUGGUCCCCAGCCCAGCCAGCGCAUCCUCUGGGACCUCUGCAGUCCCCAGCAUAGCCAGCACAUCCUUUGGGACCCCCUUGGUCCCCAGUCUAGCCAGCACAUCCUUUGGGACCUCUGUAGUUCCUAACCCAGCCAGCAUGUUCUCUGGAACCCCUUUGAUCCCCAAUCCAUCCAGCAUGUCCUCUGGAACCCCUUUGAUCCCCACCCCAGCCAGUAUGUCCUUUGGGACCCCUUUGGUCCCCAAUCCAUCCAACGUGUCCUUUGGGACCCCUUUUAUCCCCAACCCAGCCAGCAUGUCCUUUGGGACCCCUUUGGUCCCCAACCCAACCAGUGUGUCCUUUGGGACCCCUUUGGUCCCCAACCCAACCAGUGUGUCCUUUGGGAUAUCUGCAGUCCCUAACCAGCCCACCAGCACAUCAUUUGGGACCCCCAUGGUCCCUAACAUGACCAAUUCACCCUUUGGCUAUCCAUCAGCCUCCAGCCUGGCCAGUGCAUCAUUUGGGACUUCCUUGGCCUCCAAUCCUACCAACAAGUCUUUUGGCACCCCUUUGAUCCCCUACCUAUCCAGUGCAUCCUUUGGGACCCCCUUGGCCCCCAAUCCAUCCAGUGCAUCCUUUGGGACCCCUUUGUUCCCCAAUCCAACCAGCUCAUCCUUUGGGACCCCCUUUGUCCCCAGUCCAUCCAGUGCACCCUUUGGGUCCCCCUUGAUCACCAACCCAGUCCCCACCUCCCUUAGGCACCCAUCAGUCCCCAGUCUAGCCAGCACAUCUUUUGGGACCUCUGUAGUUCCUAACCCAGCCAGCAUGUCCUCUGGGACCCCUUUGGUCUCCAACCCAGCCAGUGUUCCACUGGGAACUGGUUUGCAUCCCCUGCCCAGUGGGGAAGCACCUUGGAGCAAGCCUGGCCCCGAGACCCCCCUGCCCCAGCCCCCCAAGGGCCUGGUGGCUGCGGAGCACCCGGUGCUGCUGCCCUCAGCCCAGCCCCAGCCUCGCCUCGAGGACCCUCCCCACUUCCUAGGGAGUACCGACAGAGCCCCACCGAGCAGCAAGACCAUGCCAAGCCCCACCAAAGCCUUUGCCCCCCAGCCGCCCCCGCACCGGAGGAUGCUCGUGGAUCCCGACAGCGGGAAGUGCUACUACAUGGAGCCGCCGCGGCAGCCCCAGCUGAAGACACUCUACGACCCCGAGACCGGGCAGUACCUGGAGGUGCUGAUCCCACCGGCAGCAUCGCACACGGGGCUCUACCAGGCUCCUUUCAAUCCCCUGGUCGUGGCCCCGGGGGUCUACGGCCCACCCCACGUGCCCUACAGCAGCUUCCCGGGGCUGACGGCACCCCAGCCACCCUCUGCACCCUCUCCAGUGCGCCCUGAGCAGCCAGCUGCCGAAAAUCCCAGCUUCUCCGGGACCUUCAGCUCUGCCGCCAAGGCCGAGGGGCCGCCCGCUACCGGGGGUCCUGACUGCGGCUACCUGGAGAGCCUCUACUACAUCCCCACGGGCAUGCGGGCCAGCCCCGGCCCCAGCCAGCCCCCUGCCCACGCCAGCCCUGCUGAGCCCGAGAAGGGGCCGAUGCUCCGGAUGUGAUG
Dryobates pubescens (Downy woodpecker) is the source of this 4502-nucleotide messenger RNA. RefSeq names its product proline rich basic protein 1 (gene PROB1). The record is from RefSeq and is a predicted model, not a curated record. Bases 1 to 4500 code for a protein of 1499 amino acids. NCBI's taxonomy places the organism in Eukaryota, Metazoa, Chordata, Aves, Piciformes, Picidae. The transcript has a single exon.